AUGCCUCGGGAACGAUUUUAUCAGAAGUUAGGCCUCGACUUGGUUCAAGCCACUCAAAAUGAACUGGAUUUUCUACAGCAGGUGGACGAAUGUCCCUCGCUUUACAAGAGGUCGGCUCUAAAAAAUGCUAUCAGACGAUAUGAAGUGUUUUGGUUGCCUCUUGCUGCCAGAGAGGGUUAUGGGAGCAGAUUCCUCGCCGCUCCACUAGAUAUUGCAUGGGUGUGGCACGUUCAUAUGUUGUCGCCGUACGACUACGAACAAGAUUGCCUCAACUGUGUCUCAAAAAUAGUCGACCAUGUUCCUCUUGGGGACCUUGAACGCAAACGCGGUUUAGAAAAAGCGAGGUACCUAUGGAAAAGGGAAUACCCAGAUGAGCCGUUUGAAGUCGAUUUAUCUCAAUCACAGAUUGUACAGAUGGAUUGCAACAACUCUAAGAUUCAAUACGAUUUAGAAAGAGCGUGUUACCGCCAGUCCAAAUUCUACUAUCAAGUAUCUUUGCCUCAUUACAGAGAUGCUAAAUUUCUAGAGAAGGCUAUUGAGCGAUAUGAACACCAUGUUAUGUUCAACAAACAAAAUCCAGGGGUAUUUGUCGUUCCAUGUUACGAUUUCGAUCUUAUUUGGCACGUGCACCAGCUUCAUCCGGUUAACUACAAUCAAACAACCAAGCGUUUCCUUGGACAGGUGUUACACCAUGAUGAUUCUGCAACGAGCCGCAGUCCAGGAUCUAUGCUGUGUGACUCAGAGGAAAAGACAAGAUCACUGUGGAAAACUGCAGGUUUGCAAUUUGCCUUGCCAGGGACCAUGUACAGAGGAGAUCGUCCGGACCCUGUUCCUCCAAGAUCAAGGUGGUCGUACGUUCCACUUGCUCGCCGUGAAUAUGAAGUGGACAUUCUUCAGGUAGAAACAUUCAAUAUGAAUAAGAAAACGUUUCUUAUUCAAUUAAAGGACCCCCAACAAGAUGAGAUUUUUUCACACAGUUUUCAAGGUAGGCCUUAGGUUAUAGUUAGCAUUACCUGCCUACCGGAGGGGAGGUACUUUAGGAAUUUCUGGGUGGGGAUGUUCCGCUGAGACCCUGGAACCCUUAACCUAUACCAGAGCUAGUUCAGCUGAAUUUUGCUACCCUAUACUAGAGUAAACUCCUCAAAUCCCCCCUAUCCUAGAGUAGCUGUUUUCUAGAAACUACUGAGGUCACUAGCACAGUCUAGCCAAAACAAAACCUUAUACCACAAUCACUAGUGUAUAUAAAAUCUUCAACCAACUGAUCAGUUUCCUGAAAAAUGAUACCCUAUUCUAGACCCAAACGCUCUGAUUUAUAUACCCUAUCCUAGAGUAAACUGCUUGAAAACCAUACCCUUCACAGCGGCACAUACCUAUAUAGCCCAUAUAUGGCAGUACCCACGCCUGAGCGUUUUACCAAGAACGAGCGCCAUGGCCCUUGUUCAAUCCACUCCUUCAUGUCUUUCGACUGAUAUCAACCGAUGUUUCUAGCAUGCAUUUAUCCGAACAAACACAUCAACUCAAGGCUCGGGGGUGAAAAAUAUAGUCAAACCUGUGUUAAGCGGUCACCCUUUGGGAAUGUCUUACUCAAAGUGACCACCGGUUUAAUGGAGGUGAAGACGAUAAAAAAUAGAUCUGAAGAGAUUAAAAGUCACGUUUACGACAAACGGUAAACGUCAGAUUCAAGGUUGAGAAUUUCGCAGAAUAGAAAAUAAGCAGAUAAAAACUGUUCAGAACAAUUCUUAUAGAUAAAACUGGCGUAAAACUACUUAUUUUUGAGUACAAGUAAUAAACAGAAAACGACAACUAAGGGGAAAACUUGGUGUUGUGGUACAAAGUCACGUUUACCGUUUGGCGCAAACGUGACUCUUAUAAGAGUUUAAGCAUCACGUAUACGGCAAACGGCAAACUUCGGAUUCAAGUUAAGAAUUUCUCAAAACAGAAAAUGAGCAGAUAAAACAGCUCAAAACAAUUCUUAUGGAUAAAAAAAUUCUAUGAAACUACUAAAAUAUGUGUUGAAAUAAUGGAAGUAAACGAGAAAGAAAGGGGAAACUUGGUUACGUACGUGAAACAAAUUCACGUUUGCCGUUAGACAUAAACCUUAAGGUCUCUGUAUUACGUUUAAGAUCGGGUUUUGCCAUCUUACCGCAAACGGCAAUCCGCGGUUUGCGGUUAGUGGUUUCACGCUUCCUGUCUGCCCGUAUUUAGGAAUUAAGAUUCGCGGGUGGUAGCUCGAUGCUGCCAUGUUUGUUUUUAUUCAUUCGUUCACCUCUAUUUAGCCGAGAAAUCGUCUUGAAAGUUACGUUUCUAUGAAAAAUACUUCACUAAUUAAUUAGCGAAAGAGUUCUAAAAAGGAGUAUUUUCUCUCAAACGUGGGAUUGUGAUGUUUUAGAGUGCUAAAAACCUUGCGGUUAAUCACUUACCUCUAGAGCGUGGUCUAGCCGUACAAACGUGAACCUCAAACCGCAAACGUGACCACAAGGCACUAGUCACGUGACUUCUUGACGUUUGCGGUUCGCGGGAACUGCCAAAAAACCUCACUCUUAAGGUCUCUAUUUAACCUCUUUAUAAAUCUCUCUAAUAACUCGUUGGGACCUCGGUAAAGAUGUGCGCUUAACACAGGUCAGUUUCACAGUAAUUAAGGGAAAUGAUUUCCGGGACUUUGGUAAGUGACCGCUUAAUAGAGGUCCGCUUACUACAGGUUUGACUGCACAGUGAUUUGUAUGAAACUAUUUACCCAAGCCUGGACCUCAUUUCUUUGUGUUAAAUAGAGAACAAGAUUGACUAGUCCAGAAUUUUGGGCAUCGGGGACUUCAAAGGCUUGACCGGAUUUAGGGAUGUGCAGAGCGUCCUUUUCUUCUCCUCUCUCAGGGAGGCAAAAGAAGACUCUGCUCCCAUGAGCGCUUGAGAUGACGAACAAUUCUGUCCAUUUCGUUUGUUAGCAGUGACAGAUCCAGGGGAGGGGCCCAGGGGGCCCGCCCCCCCUUAUCUCAGGGUAUGGGUGACCGCCUCCUCCUCCCCCCACCCUCCCCACUCCCCUGAAGGUCUGGAUCCGUUAUUGGUUAGUUAUCACCACCCUCGGUGUUUUGUCCGCUGUAAUAACUCUAAAAGUUUUUAUUAUUAUUUUCCUUUGAAGGUAACCGUGCGGUAAAGAAUCUAAACACAACGCGCUUCAGUGUAGAUAAUGGCGAAAACCACACACUCACAGCUAAGAUAUACCGCAAAAAGUUACUUUUGCAAAGUGAGUUUAUUGCUCAAUCCUCCGUGAGUGUGCUAACAUUCCUCGAUGCUGCUCCAGUCAGCGGGGCGUUAACUGCAUCUGUUACAGUUUCCUUCAAAGAUGACGAUGGUCAGUAUAUGGCGCAGAUAACGAUGAUAAUCAGUCCUGCAGCUGUCCAAGAAUACAACUUUGAAUUUAAAACUGGCACUUUCUAUGCUCAUAAGCAUCCCUCGGAGGUUCUUAAUAAUUCCCAACUUGUGCUACCUCCUAAAGAUCUGGCAAACCCGAUCUUGGUGUGCAGUUCAUCUUCAGAAAAAAUAAUUGACUGGAGAGAAAAAGACGCGUUCAACUAUCGAAUAGUCCAUUCCAGUUAUGGACUGAUAUCUGCUGUUGAGGUCCUAAAUCGGGAACAGCAAGUCGUUGCUUCAGCUCAUACCAUCAACCAAAGCGUAUUGCCUCAGGCAGAAGCCGUUCAAGACGCAAACAAGUGCAUAGUCCUGAAUCAAACAGAAGGCGAGAGAGCCAUGCUUAUUCGAGGAGAGAAUAAAGACUGGGGCGUGUGUAUCGGAAAAUGGCAGGAGGAAAUUACACCAAAGGAUGCGAAAAAAUACGUAGUAAAUAGGUUCGUUAGCAUCAGGUUUUUUAAACUGUUUCGUGAACAAGGGUGGUGCCUUGUGAGAAAAUCGGGCGGAAUCUUUGUGAUUAAAGUGGACUCCAACACAGUGAUGAGACUGAACAUGACGAACAGCAAAGUGUACAUUUCUCCACACGCUCAAGCCAUUCCGGAGGUUCUGGCUCUUUCACUGGCAAUAGCUGUUCUUCAUCUGCUCUGUAUGCCUUACGUGCCUCAAGAAGGGAUGGAAUCAAGUCACGAUGACCAGGUAUCCGUAAGGGAUCCGAUCAUAUCAUCCAUGUUACUCGCUGCUGGUUUCUAUUGUCGUAUUGUGCCCACUAAUGUGUACAUGAACCGCGUACUCGGUAAAGAUUCCUGCGCUUCCUGUGGAGGCUACUAUGGACUUGCUACUUAUGAUUUCAAUGAAGAUCCGGUUCGUGAGUGGAACAAAGGACCGGUAAGCAGAUGCGGGCGCUCGAGUGAAAGUGCUUCAGGAAAUGAUGAUCAAGAAGAAGAACUUUAA
Molecule: messenger RNA, 4353 nt
Organism: Porites lobata
Lineage: Eukaryota; Metazoa; Cnidaria; Anthozoa; Scleractinia; Poritidae
Source: the annotation of a GenBank genome assembly